This is a messenger RNA of Spodoptera littoralis (African cotton leafworm), 1247 nucleotides long. NCBI's taxonomy places the organism in Eukaryota, Metazoa, Arthropoda, Insecta, Lepidoptera, Noctuidae. The record is from the annotation of a GenBank genome assembly.
UGGAGUAUUAAUUAAACAAUCAUUAAAAUGUCGAAAGUAAAAACAAACGAUGGUGAUAGCGCCCAAGAUGAGAAAAUAUUAAUGCCAUACACAUACAUCCAACAAGUACCAGGCAAGCAGAUAAGACAGAAGCUUGCUUCCGCAUUCAACUACUGGCUGAAGAUCUCUGAUGAGAAGCUGCGAGCUGUGGGAGAGAUUGUGCAAAUGCUUCACAACUCCAGCUUACUGAUUGACGACAUUCAAGACAACUCGAUCCUCCGGCGCGGUAUCCCGGUGGCGCACUCCAUCUAUGGGGUGGCCAGCACCAUCAACGCGGCGAACUACACCAUGAUUGUAGCCCUACAGAAGACACAAGAGCUAGGACAUCCUAUGGCGACCACAGUGUACACAGAGCAACUGCUAGAGUUGCACCGAGGGCAGGGCAUCGAGAUAUACUGGCGAGACAACUUCCAGUGCCCCUCCGAGGAGGAGUACAAGGAGAUGACCAUCAAAAAGACGGGCGGUCUGUUCAUGUUGGCUAUCCGUCUGAUGCAGUUGUUCAGUGACAAUAAGUCUGACUUCAGCAAGCUCUCCGCCAUCCUCGGACUGUACUUCCAGAUCAGGGACGAUUACUGCAACCUAAGGCUGCAGGAGUACACCGAGAACAAGAGUUACUGCGAGGACCUGACGGAGGGCAAGUUCAGCUUCCCCAUCAUACACGCCAUACGCAACCCUGAGGGGGACAACCAAGUGCUUCGUAUCCUUUACAAUAUACAAAACUUAUCAUUUUCGAACAAAAAUCAAAUUACUUUUGACGUCCAUUACCCUCCGAUUGGGCCGGAAGACAUCCUUCGGCAGCGCACCCGUGACUUGGAGGUGAAGCGAUACUGUAUCACUAUACUCGAGCGACUCGGCAGCUUCGCAUACACACGGAAGACAUUGCACGGACUCGACGAGGAGGCCAGGAGAGAGGUGGCCAGAUUAGGCGGCAACCCUCAUUUAGAAGCUCUCCUAGAUGACCUGCUCAGCUGGCGACGAGAGAUGCCACUCGAAAAACUAGACAACAACGUUUAAACCAGGGUACGAAGUGCGAGAUAUCUUUACGCUAACGUGUUAGCUCUAUGAUUGGUGGGCUACUUUGAGCUGACCAAUCAGGGCUCCGAACGUCAUGAACGAUCGCGUUAACGUCAAAUACACUCACACUAAGCACUCAGUAGGUUAACUUGUGCAUGCCAUUACGAUUGAACGUACUUAUAAAUAGAUUUAAA